Messenger RNA from Emiliania huxleyi CCMP1516, 861 nucleotides. RefSeq lists its product as hypothetical. Lineage: Eukaryota; Haptophyta; Isochrysidales; Noelaerhabdaceae. Bases 1 to 861 code for a protein of 286 amino acids. The transcript has 7 exons. The record is from RefSeq and is a predicted model, not a curated record.
AUGAGCGCCCUACGCUGGGCGGACUUUGCCGAACUGACACUUUGGAACGACGCCGCGCUGCGCAAGGAAAUCAAGAAGCGCCACGGGCGCUUUCGACCAAAGCAGGCGCAUGGCGGGCUCGUCAAUCAGCUGUGCAAUAUUCGGCAAGCGCAGCGCGCCAGCGAGUCGCGCCGGCAGGAAGUCGCUAGAGCGCAAGCCGGACGUCUGCUUCCGCGGUACGACGACACACUCGUGGCGACCAGAUCAUACGAGUGCUCUCAGUGCUCCUCGCGGACUUUGACGAAGAAGUUGUUCUGCAACCACGAGAAGGAGUUUAAACUCAGAUCCGCCGACGACAACGGCUGGUCGCUGCGGGCGCGGACGCACAUGCGAAGCGGCGGCAGGUGCGAGGCUUGCGGGGUCAACGUCGCGGGGAGCCAGGGGCUCAUUUGGAAGGCGCACAGGCACGCCGCGUCCACUCUCGCGCCGGGUGCGAGCCGGGCUGACUACAAGGCAGCCUACGCCUCCUUCUUCGAGAGGAACCCGAAGCCAGAGGUCGCCCGGCUGGCCCCAUUCGUCCGCUUGCGCAAGGAGACGACGCAGAUCCAACGAGGCUCGCUACUGCAGGCCAGAGCUGCGGAUCACAUCCUUGCAGUCUGCUUGGAUGGCGGCAGCUGCGGCCUCGAGAACAUGCAGAGCUUGUGCAGCGUGUGCCACAACCUCAAGACGGCGGCGGACAAAAGGAAGGAGCCCACCCCAGUCGCGACCGAGCCGCUCCAGUGCAAGUUCUGCACCCGCACCAAUCGCCGCCUCAGCAUCCUCCUCUUCCGAUUCUCGUUGCUCUUCUUGAGCGCAAUCUCUAGCCAAACAUUUCUCACAUAA